GUCUAACAUGAUGAAGGCGAUACUACUUGUUGUGAGCAUAUUGCUUGAAGUGUAUGCAAAAGAAACCCCACAAGACUUCGUCAGAAAGUACAACAGAUACAACACAGUCUGUCAAGGAAUUGGAUAUGAAAAAAAGAACUGUACAGGAAAGGAAAAAGAAAUUGCUUUUCACGCACGUUUAACCAAAAGACAAGAGAACCUUGGCGUGAAUGUCAUUGUAGUAUUUGGAACAGUGACUCUGAACUCUGGAAACGCCUAUAACCCUACAACAGGUAAAUUCACAGCACCUGAUGAUGGCCUCUACGCAUUUCAAUGGACAAUAUUAACCAAUGUAGGUUCGUGUUUUAAAACAGAGAUUGUUCAUAACGGAAAAGUAAUUGGUUUCGGUCAUGCCGAAGGCAAAACAGGAAGCUCUAAUUAUGAUAGUGCAUCUUCAUCUGCUAUCAUAAAAAUGAAGAGGAAUGAUAAUGUCUGGAUAAGGACAUUUGGUAGAGAUGGAAAAUUUGCUUAUGAUAAUUGGUCGUCAUUCUCUGGUUUUAAACUUUAAAAGACAGUUUUGCCAUUGAG
This is a messenger RNA of Saccostrea cuccullata (small rock oyster), 567 nucleotides long. RefSeq names its product heavy metal-binding protein HIP-like. The transcript has 2 exons. The coding region runs from base 8 to 547 and encodes 179 amino acids. The record is from RefSeq and is a predicted model, not a curated record. Gene Ontology annotation, molecular function: protein binding. Lineage: Eukaryota; Metazoa; Mollusca; Bivalvia; Ostreida; Ostreidae.